Molecule: messenger RNA, 405 nt
Organism: Bursaphelenchus xylophilus (pine wood nematode)
Lineage: Eukaryota; Metazoa; Nematoda; Chromadorea; Rhabditida; Aphelenchoididae
Source: the annotation of a GenBank genome assembly
AUGCCCAAACCGGUUAGCAGGUAAGGUGCUUUCGAAAAUCGGCCAUAUUAACCAUCGCGCUGACUAUUAUGUACCCUUUGAGUAUCACGAGUUCCCCAGCGGAGAUUCCAAACAUGGAAUUGGGAUUGGAUUGGAGUCUGAAGGAGCAAUAUACGACCAGCGAUGGCGUCAUCGUCUCCAUUUACUCCUCUAAAGUUGAUCCAGUAAGUUUUUCCCGAUCUAAGAACGAAUAGCCUCCUUAUCUCUUGUCAAGGUAACAAAUUCUGAUUCCAGAAAGCCAUUUUGUACAACCUCAAGUCCAACGCCUACCGCGUUCUGCUCCAACGGACCAGCAAAAGUGCCUCGGUCAUCGUGAAGAACCGCUCCAGAAACAACUCCAUCCACUAUUUGCACGCCGAAUUGUAG